This is a messenger RNA of Parasteatoda tepidariorum (common house spider), 447 nucleotides long. RefSeq names its product dynein axonemal heavy chain 6-like. Lineage: Eukaryota; Metazoa; Arthropoda; Arachnida; Araneae; Theridiidae. The record is from RefSeq and is a predicted model, not a curated record.
UGGCCUAGGGGCUUAAAUUAGAGAUCAGCCUGAAACAUGAAAGUUAAGUUACUGAUCUAGUUCAGUCUUCCCUUGGAAUCUCAUCAAUACUUUUGGAAAUGGAAAAUGAAACAAAAAUUAACACAAGCAAUAGUUCAAAAUGUAAGAAUGAUGAAACAGAAGGAAAUUCCGAGCCAGAAAGUCAAGCCAUUGAUGGAUCUUCUAAUUUCUUACGAAGACCACACAAGCCGCCAUACUCAUCUUUACUUCUACCGUUGCCAUCUACUCAGGACUUGAAGAAAAAUCCGUUUGAUGACAUUGAAGAUAAGUCAAUGGCUGGUUUUACAGAAUUUCGGAAGUACAAAAGAGUUAAUGAAUCCAGAAAAAUAACUCCUUAUGUUCCUGAGGAUACUUCAAAGAUACAGGCAAUACAAUAUUUUCAAAUCUAAUAUUGAUAAAGAAAAUUUU